CGGUCCACCAUUAAUUUUUCUCGGUAGACCUACUCGCUAUCAAGUCCGAUUUAUAUCAUCACUCACCUUAAUUUAGUUGGCAGUCACGAUCAACAGUAUUGCAAUGAUCAACUUAUUGUGUUUGCUCAUCAGUUCUUCAAUUCUGUCGGCUUGCCACGGAGCAGUAUUGUCCAUUGGGGACACACUCAAACCAGGAGAGGCUCUCAACUCCUCGAGCUUUUUAGUUUCUAGUUCGGGGGAGUACACGUUGGGUUUCAACUCCAGCUACCUCACUCUAAGGUCCAAGGAGUACACAAUUUGGGUUGCCAACCCGUACGAUCCGAUUUCAGACCCUUCAUCGGCGCUUUUCACCUUGGACAAGACCAGAACUCUCCUGCAAGUUACGCAAAAAGGCGGGAAGCCAAUUGUGCUCCACACCUCUCCCGACAAUGUUACAAAUGUUGAGGCUACUCUGUCAGAUUCUGGCAUCUUAAUCCUGCAAGAUGUGGAUCUGGAGGUUUCAGACUCUCCUAAACAGCAAGGGCCAUCGACCAAGGUGUUGUGGCAAAGCUUUGAUCAUCCUACUGUGGCCCUUAUGCCGGAGAUGAAACUAGGUGUUGAUAGAGUUGGCAACAACUGGUCACUGUCAUCUUGGCGGGAAGGCCAGACUAUCCCGGGGCUAGGGUCUUUCACGCUUGAUUGGGAGUUCAAUACACGCCAGUUGCAAGUUAGGAGAAGCGGGGAGGUUUGCUGGACUAGUGGACAAAUCAGAUCUGGGACAUUUCCGUAUAUUGAUAUCCCUAAGGAAUCGAAGGUCAGUUACAAUUUUACUAUGGUUUCGAAUGGGAAUGAAGACUACUUCAGUUACACUGCCGUUGGUGAUCAAACAGUUGGAUCAGUCUGGGUGCUAGACACAGGUGGGCAGCUCCAUGAUGUUACUCAUAACAUUUCUAUUGUGCGAGCAGGUGACUGUGAUGGCUAUAAUACCAGUGCAGGGUGCAAGAGAUGGGGCGCCCGGACCACUGAUUGUGUUUUGGAGUCUGGCAAUGAUUUUGAGCUGAUAAAAAAUGGUUUCUUUAAGCCAAUCAAUGGCGACACCUCUAUCAACUCAACAUGGCUGGAUUCGAAUCAAAGUCGCUUGGGGAGUGAUCAUUGUAAGGCUACUUGUUGGAAAGACUGUGACUGCCUUGGUUUCGACUUUCUAUUUGACAAUCAGACUUGUCGAUAUUGGAGUGUAGAGUAUUCUCAAUUCCUUGUAGAUCCAGCUAGCUCUACAACUAGUUACAUCCUACGAGGUGCAAUGAAAAUCAAACCAUUUCAGAGAAGUAAGGAUGGAUUAAACAAGUUGAUAUGGAUUGGUCUUGCAAUUGCGGGUGUGCUUCUGGCAUUGGUGCUCUUCAGCAUGUGCUACCUAAUACGAAAAAGAAAACUUGCAGCUGAGAACCAAACUAAGAUCCAGGAUAUGCUGAACAUAAUGAAAUCCAACAGACCUACUGAUGCUAAUGGGCUUCAAAAUGAUGGAAAGGGAGGCCAAGAUCUAAGCGUAUUUAGUUAUGCAUCUAUUAUAGCUGCCACUUGCAACUUCUCUAAUGAAAAUAAGCUAGGAGAAGGGGGUUUUGGACCUGUUUAUAAGGGAAAAUUGGUGACCGGACAAGAAGUAGCAGUGAAGAGGCUUUCGAAACGUUCAGGGCAGGGAAUAUCUGAAUUUAGGAAUGAACUGAUACUUAUAUAUGAACUCCAGCAUACAAACCUUGUUCAGCUAUUCGGAUUUUGCAUUCAUGGUGAAGAGAGGAUGUUGAUAUACGAGUACAUGCAAAACAAAAGCUUGGACUACUUUUUAUUUGAUUCAACCAGAUGCCAGCAGUUAGAUUGGAACAGGCGUUUCAACAUAAUUGAAGGAAUUGCUCAAGGUUUACUUUACUUGCACAAAUAUUCCAGAACGAGAAUAAUUCAUAGAGAUUUGAAAGCAAGUAAUGUUCUACUUGAUGAAAGGAUGAACCCCAAAAUUUCUGAUUUUGGAAUGGCAAGGAUUUUUGCGAAUGAUGAACAAGAAGCAAAGACUAUGAAGAUUGUUGGGACACGUGGCUAUAUGUCCCCUGAGUAUGUUAUGGGGGGGAAUUUUUCCAUAAAAUCUGAUGUCUAUAGUUUUGGAGUGUUGAUGCUUGAAAUCCUAAGUGGCAGGAAAAACAACAGCUUCUACAAUGAUGAUCGUGCCAUCAAUUUAGUUGGCUAUGCAUGGGCACUAUGGAAAGAAGGUGCAGGACUAGGACUAAUGGAUCCAACACUUGGUGAUUCAUGUGAUAAAGAUAAAUUUUUGAGGUGCAUCCAUGUUGGUUUGCUGUGUGUGGAGGAAAAUGCAGCCCAUCGACCAAUGAUGUUAGACUCCAUAUCUAUGAUGACUAAUGAAAGCAUGUCACUACCAGUACCUACAAAACCAGCAUUUUGUACAGAAAGAAAUGUCAUCACAGCUGCCGUAGGUGGAAACGGACCAGAAAUGGUUGCAUCUGUAAAUUGUAUCUCAUAUUCUGAUUUUGAUGGACGAUAGAUUUACUGCCAAGCCGAACGGCACACCUUUUCCUCUAGAAUGCAGGAGGUUAUAUCCUUUUUUUUUUUUUGAGAAUGGAUGUUAUAUGCUUUUAAUAUGGAUUUUCUGUUGAAAUAGCAUAAGGUGACUAAAAUUCUGUUUACAACUUGUAACUAUUUACAGUACUAUUGGCUGCAUAAUAACUUC
Messenger RNA from Argentina anserina (silverweed cinquefoil), 2710 nucleotides. RefSeq names its product G-type lectin S-receptor-like serine/threonine-protein kinase At1g67520. Lineage: Eukaryota; Viridiplantae; Streptophyta; Magnoliopsida; Rosales; Rosaceae. Gene Ontology annotation, cellular component: plasma membrane. Gene Ontology annotation, molecular function: protein serine/threonine kinase activity; ATP binding. The transcript is spliced from 7 exons. Gene Ontology annotation, biological process: protein phosphorylation. The record is from RefSeq and is a predicted model, not a curated record. The coding region runs from base 104 to 2524 and encodes 806 amino acids.